UUUUAAAAAAUGGUGAUUUUUCUUUCAGGAAGCCAGUUGAGGGAAAUUCUCCAUGAAUGUACGUCACAAUGAUGAUGACCGACCAGAUUCCUCUGGAACUGCCACCGUUGCUGAACGGAGAGGUAGCCAUGAUGCCUCACUUGGUGAAUGGAGAUGCAGCUCAGCAGGUUAUUCUCGUUCAAGUUAAUCCAGGUGAGACUUUUACAAUAAGAGCGGAGGAUGGAACACUUCAGUGCAUUCAAGGACCUGCUGAAGUUCCCAUGAUGUCACCCAAUGGAUCCAUUCCUCCCAUCCAUGUGCCUCCAGGCUAUAUUUCACAGGUGAUUGAAGAUAAUACCGGCGUCCGCCGGGUGGUGGUCACCCCCCAGUCUCCUGAGUGUUACCCGCCAAGCUACCCCUCGGCCAUGUCUCCAACCCAUCACCUACCCCCCUACCUGACUCACCAUCCGCAUUUUAUUCACAACUCACACACGGCUUACUACCCACCUGUUACUGGACCUGGAGAUAUGCCGCCUCAGUUUUUUCCUCAACAUCAUCUUCCCCCUACUAUAUAUGGCGAGCAAGAAAUUAUACCACUCUAUGGAAUGUCCAGUUACAUCACCCGAGAGGACCAGUACAGCAAGCCUCCGCACAAGAAGCUGAAAGAUCGCCAGAUUGACCGGCAGAAUCGCCUCAACAGCCCCCCUUCUUCUAUCUACAAGAGCAGCUGCACGACCGUGUACAACGGCUACGGGAAGGGCCACGGUGGCGGCGGCGGUGGUGGUGGUGGCGGCGGUGGCGGUGGCGGCGGCGGCGGCAGCGGAGGCGGGCCCGGCGUUAAGAAGGCGGAGCGCAGAGCCAGAAGCAGUCCCAAGUCGAAUGACUCAGACUUGCAAGAGUAUGAGUUGGAAGUAAAGAGGGUGCAAGACAUUCUUUCGGGAAUAGAGAAACCACAGGUUUCUAAUAUUCAGGCAAGAACAGUUGUUUUGUCCUGGGCUCCCCCUGUUGGACUUUCAUGUGGAUCCCACAGUGGUCUUUCCUUCCCCUACAGUUACGAGGUUGCCUUAUCAGACAAAGGACGAGAUGGAAAAUACAAGAUAAUUUACAGUGGAGAAGAAUUAGAAUGUAACCUGAAAGAUCUUAGACCAGCAACCGAUUAUCAUGUGAGGGUAUAUGCUAUGUACAAUUCCGUAAAGGGAUCCUGCUCUGAGCCAGUGAGCUUCACCACCCACAGCUGCGCGCCCGAGUGCCCCUUCCCACCUAAGCUGGCACACAGGAGCAAAAGCUCCCUAACCUUGCAGUGGAAGGCACCAAUUGACAACGGUUCAAAAAUCACCAACUACCUUUUAGAAUGGGAUGAGGGGAAAAGAAACAGUGGCUUCAGACAGUGCUUCUUUGGGAGCCAAAAGCACUGCAAGUUGACAAAGCUUUGUCCGGCAAUGGGGUACACGUUCAGGCUGGCUGCUCGGAAUGACAUUGGCACCAGUGGGUAUAGUCAAGAGGUGGUCUGCUACACGCUGGGAAACAUUCCUCAGAUGCCCUCUGCACCAAGACUUGUUCGCGCUGGAGUCACAUGGGUCACACUGCAGUGGAAUAAACCAGAAGGUUGUUCACCUGAGGAAGUAGUCACCUACACCUUGGAAAUCCAGGAGGACGAAAAUGAUAACCUUUUCCACCCAAAAUACACUGGAGAGGAUUUAACUUGUACUGUGAAAAAUCUCAAAAGAAGCACACAGUAUAAAUUCAGGCUAACUGCUUCUAAUAUGGAAGGGAAAAGCUGCCCAAGUGAAGUUUUGGUUUGUACGACGAGUCCCGACAGGCCUGGACCUCCUACAAGACCCCUCAUUAAAGGACCAGUUACAUCUCAUGGCUUUAGUGUCAAGUGGGAUCCUCCAAAGGACAAUGGUGGUUCAGAAAUACUCAAGUACUUGCUGGAGAUUACUGAUGGAAAUUCUGAAGCGAGUCAGUGGGAAGUGGCAUACAGUGGAUCAGCUACAGAGUACACGUUCACCCACCUGAAACCAGGCACUUUGUACAAACUCCGAGCAUGCUGCAUAAGUACUGGUGGACACAGUCAGUGUUCUGAAAGUCUCCCUGUUCGCACACUAAGCAUUGCACCAGGUCAGUGUCGACCACCGAGGGUUUUGGGUAGACCAAAGCACAAAGAAGUCCACUUAGAGUGGGAUGUUCCUGCCUCAGAAAGUGGCUGUGAGGUCUCGGAGUACAGCGUGGAGAUGACGGAACCCGAAGACGUGGCUUCUGAGGUGUACCACGGGCCGCAGCUCCAGUGCACCGUCGGCAGCCUGCUGCCCGGAACCGUGUAUCGCUUCCGGGUGAGGGCUCUGAACGACGGAGGGUAUGGUCCAUAUUCUGACGUCUCAGAAAUUACCACUGCUGCAGGGCCUCCUGGACAAUGCAAAGCACCUUGUAUCUCUUUUACACCUGAUGGAUGUGUCUUAGUGAGUUGGGAGAGUCCUGAAAGCUCUGGUGCUGACAUUUCAGAGUACAGGUUGGAAUGGGGAGAAGAUGAAGAAUCCUUAGAACUCAUUUAUCAUGGGACAGACACCGGCUUUGAAAUGAGGGAUCUAUUGCCUGCUGCACAGUAUUGCUGUAGACUACAGGCUGUUAAUCAAGCCGGAGCAGGACCGUACAGUGAGCUUGUCCUUUGCCAGACGCCAGCAACGGCCCCUGACCCUGUCUCCACUCUGUGUGUCCUGGAGGAGGAGACCCUCAAUGCCUAUCCUGAUUCGCCUUCUGUGUGCCUUGUACUGAACUGGGAAGAGCCGUGCAAUAAUGGAUCUGAAAUCCUUGCUUACAAGAUCGAUCUUGGAGACACUAGCAUCACCGUGGGCAAUACCACCACCCAUGUUAUAAAAGAUCUCCUUCCAGAAACCACCUACCGGAUCAGAAUUCAGGCCAUAAAUGAAAUUGGAGCUGGGCCGUUCAGUCAAUUCAUUAAAGCAAAAACCCGGCCGUUACCACCCUUGCCUCCUAGGCUCGAGUGUGCUGCUGCUGGGCCUCAGAGCCUGAAGCUGAAAUGGGGAGACAGUAAUGCCAAGACCCAUGCUGCUGAUGACAUGGUGUACACGCUGCAGCUGGAGGACAGAAACAAGAGGUUUAUUUCAAUCUACAGAGGACCCAGCCACACCUACAAGGUCCAGAGACUAACGGAAUUCACAUGCUACUCCUUCAGAAUCCAAGCAGCGAGCGAGGCUGGGGAAGGGCCCUUCUCGGAAACCUACACCUUCUGCACAACCAAGAGCAUCCCCCCGACCAUCAAAGCACCUCGAGUAACACAGUUAGAAGGAAAUUCAUGUGAAAUUUUGUGGGAGACGGUACCACCAAUGAAAGGCGACCCUGUCAGCUACAUCCUGCAGGUAUUGGUUGGAAGAGAAUCUGAGUACAAACAGGUGUACAAGGGAGAAGAAGCCACAUUCCAGAUCUCAGGCCUCCAGACCAACACAGACUACAGGUUCCGUGUGUGUGCGUGCCGGCGCUGUGCGGACACCUCUCAGGAGCUAAGCGGGGCUUUCAGCCCCUCUGCGGCUUUCGCGCUACAGCGAAGCGAGGUCAUGCUUACCGGGGACAUGGGGAGCUUAGAUGAUCCCAAAAUGAAGAGCAUGAUGCCUACUGAUGAACAGUUUGCAGCCCUCAUUGUGGUUGGCUUUGCAACUUUGUCCAUUUUAUUCGCCUUUAUAUUACAGUACUUCUUAAUGAAGUAAGCAAACCCAACAAAACUAGAGGUAUGAAUUUAAUGCUACACAUUUUAAUACACACAUUUAUUCAGAUACUCCCUUUUUUAAGCCCUUUUGUUCUUUGAUUUAUAUACUUGUUUUACAGAUUUAGCUAGGGAAAAAAUAUCAGUGUUUUGGUGCACCUUUUUGAAAUGCAAAACUAGGAAGAGGUUAAACUGGAUUUUUUUUUAAAAGAAAAAGCAAACCAGAUACCAAAAGCUAGCUUACGUUCUCUCUUAAAUUUUCAGAUUUGCCUUUAUUCUAUUUUUUCACUGAUGUCUUUUGCAAGCCUUAGAUUUUUUUUUUCCGUGUUACAGUUUAGUAAUUUAUAUUCACCAGUCACUUCUCACAUCUUGAUCAUCUGUUUCUGUGAACAUGAGUCACAGUGCGUGUAGUUACAGGGCUAGGAUUUCAGUGUUGUCGGAGUCUUACCACACAACCACCGCCACAUCCAGAGAUGUGUUCACUCAGAUAAGGCUGCCCUAAACAACUGUUUUGUCACUCAGUUAAACUUUGUUUAUUAGCUCAUCGAAAUGAAAAUGUGUACUUUAAUCUGAGAUGUUUUAAUAAUCUGUAUUUCUUAUGAUUUUAACACUAUGAGCUGCCUGUCUAAGAAAUCAAGUAACCAAAAUGCACCUAUAAAUUGUGGAGCAUUGUAGAUUUUACCACGUCAAUUCAUAGCAGUAACUUUACGAGGGCAUUGUGCAAUAGUUAGUUUCCUUGUUCAGCUAUUUUAAAAGCUGCUUUAACUUGUUUGUCUUUGUAUAUAACUACUUCUAAUCUAAUCACUAGAGUUAUUAUAUAUUCUGUUAUGUUUGACCAGAAUUAUAUGACGAGAACUGGUGACAGUUUAGUGCCUCUGCCCAUUGUCCAUGAUUUACACUAAUUGUGAGCAGUCUUCUUACAUGUCAGCUCAUUCUUCUUGAAAGAUUUGCCUUUAGGCUGUUCUUUGAGGUAUCAAUGAAGUGAUUGAAUUUCAACACCUUAAUUCAGUGCACAUAAUAUGAAUCUAACAGCAGAUGAAAACUGAUAAAACCCAAAAGAGUCAUCUAAAUUUGUAGUUCCUAUUUCUGGGGUUGACCUGGCCACAUGUGGAGAGGGAAUGGUCUUCGGUGGUAAGCACAGGGUGUUUGGGGGUCAAGGAGCCUAGAUUCUCUCCCUGGAUCUGUCACUAACUUGCUGCGUGACCUGAACACGUCACUUUACCUCUCUGUGCCUCAGUUUUCCCAUGCAUUAAAAAUAAAAUAAAAAAAAACAAAAUGGGGAUUCUAAUGUUUGUAAGUGCUUUGAGAUCCUU
This is a messenger RNA of Vicugna pacos (alpaca), 5010 nucleotides long. The record is from RefSeq and is a predicted model, not a curated record. Lineage: Eukaryota; Metazoa; Chordata; Mammalia; Artiodactyla; Camelidae.